This is a messenger RNA of Loxodonta africana (African savanna elephant), 3323 nucleotides long. Its product is annotated as protein S100-A7-like. Gene Ontology annotation, cellular component: cytoplasm. The record is from RefSeq and is a predicted model, not a curated record. Lineage: Eukaryota; Metazoa; Chordata; Mammalia; Proboscidea; Elephantidae. Bases 1234 to 1569 code for a protein of 111 amino acids. Gene Ontology annotation, molecular function: calcium ion binding; calcium-dependent protein binding. The transcript has 2 exons.
UGCAUGGGGCCUCCUCCCACUGGCCAGGAGCCUGGGCUGGGCAGAAUUGUGGUGAUGUGGCCUGAUAGUGAUGAUACUGGAGACGCAGGAUAUCUAGACGGAAGUUUUGAGUAUAGCUUCGUCGGUGUUUCUUCCCACCCAAGGUGGCGCAAUGUUUGGGGAAACUAAUGAAGACUGCCACAGGGCACCCAACCUCUGGGAGAUCCCAGGCUGAGCUACAUAAAGGGCCUACUUUGUGCCCAGACGUACAAUCUCACUAAUUUCCUCCUCCGUGAUCAUCCUCAGCUCUAGUAAGUCUGCACCUGUCUCUGUUCUUUCCUAGGAGUCAUGCCUGGUGCCCACCUGGUCUGGUGCCUGUAGCUGUGGGGGAAUACUAACCUGGCCUGGAAGUCAGUAUGGGUGGGUUCUGCAACUAAUAGAGUGGGACCUUGUGCUUGUCCUGGCAAAUCCUAUAUCCCUUCUUCUCCACCGGUCUCAGUUGGCUUGGCUAGAUGAUCUUGUUAUUCCUCUUGGCUCAGUAUUAGGUGCUUUUCUGAGAGCUGUCAGGUAAAAAAUAUCUUCCUUCUGUAGCUCUUGGUUUUCUUUACUCCCUGGUUUCAGUGCACUCUUUUGGCUCAAGGUCUUCCAAAAUAACUCUGGGAAGGUCUUGGAGCCUGGAGAGGUCAGAAUUGGUGGUGGCUGUGUACCGAGGUGGAUUGUUGGGGAAUUAAACUUGGGCCUCCUGUUGGGAAGGUGGGAAUUCUACCACUGUGUUGGAUAGCCAGAAUCCCAGGAUUCUCGAGCUGAUUUCUCAGGCUGGUGGUCCUUCGUAAUUUCCUAGGUGGAAGUGGGGAGAAUGGGGUAGACCAAAGGCUAUGUUUGAUGGGAAUGUCUUGCCUUGGGAUUUGAUGCUUCUCUUUGUUAUCUUGCUCCCAACUGGGUGAGCCGGAAGACAUCGUAUACCCAUCCCCUGCAGGUCAGCCCCUGCCCCUCACUAACACAGCCUUGAUCUCCACUGUUCCCCUCCCUCUCCUCUCAGACUCCGAUAGGAAUGGUGUCAGGACCGAGGACUCAGCUCCACUCUCUCCUCCCUGAGACCAAUUUACCUCACCAUUUGAGAAAGACAAGUUCCUGUUGUUCUGUCUUAUCUCAGUCCUCACUCAUUCCUUAGCCUUGUCCUUCAAACUCUCUUCCACCCAGUUCAUUCUCAUUGAUUUCUUGUCUGUAGACUCUUGUCUUGGAAUAAAAGGCAAGAUGAGCAACAUUGCAGCUGAGAAAGUCAAGAUAUGCCACACUCCAUCUGAGAAUUUGGUACUGAACUUGGUCAAUCUGUUUCAUCGAUACACUGGGUGUGAUGAUAAGAUCAAUAGGGAAAACUUGUUGAAGCUGCUGAGGGAGAACUUCCCCAACUUCCUCAAAGACUGUGAAAGAUGGGGCAAAAAUUACUUAUGCAAUGUCUUUGAUGAAAAAGACAAGAAUAAGGAUAAGAAGAUUGACUUUUCUGAGUUUCUGUCUGUAGUGGGAGACAUAGCCACUGACUACCACAAACAGAGCCAUGGUGCACCGCCCUGUUCCGGGGGAUGCCAGUGAUCCCUGGCCAGUCCAGCCUAGAGGCCUCCAGAGACCCCCAAAACAAUAAAGUAUCUCCUUGCACCUGACACUUGGUAUUACUUCUUCCUUCUUUUUCGUGGUAUGAGUGGACAAAUGGACAAAUACUGACUCUCGGCUUUGUAGACUUUCUACAAGGGGGUUCAACCCAGCUGACAUUUCCUCCAGACAGGCCUUCCUGGUCUUUCGCCAGGCCCACUUCUGCUCCUCAGGGCCCCAAUGUAGCCCAACUGGUGGCAUAGCAGGAGGGCCCUGCUAGUAUGGCACAUGCUCUUUUUUCUCCUGGGAUAGAGCUGGGAUCCUGGGGUGUCCCUUUGUCUCCCAAGUGGUGCCUGUCUGUGCUUGAGUGUAUAGGGGGUGGGGCAUCUCAGGUGUGGCACUGAGAUGUCCAUCACCCAUCUGGCUGUUUAGGAAAGAGCAAGGAGGAGGAGCAGAUGCUUUAUUUCCUAGUCCUUCAGUGAAGUUGCUUUUAAGAGCCAUGGAGGAGUUGGAUCUCUCCUCUGAGGUCAAAAGUACAUCCUGGGCCAAAGUCAUGCCUUCCCCUUGAGCCUGAGCGCCAGUGGGCAUUUUCUUUAUUUGUCACUAUCGUGAAUGGGAAGAGGCAGCCGGAUCCUGAGAAGCAGCUCUGCCUCCAAAAGUCCAUGGAUUUGAUUUUUUUGUGCUUGUGUGUGUUAAUCUGCUGAAGGUGUGUGUGUUUGUGUGUGUUUAUGCGUGUGUGUGUGUGUGAAUGAGUGGGUGCUUCUGCUCUGAGGUGUUUCUCCUCACUGCGGCAUGAGACAUGUGCACUGUGGAGACAGAAGUGAGGGAACAGUGAAGGUUUGAAGAGCUUGUUGUCUAGUGGGGCAGUCCCACAGGAAGCAGGUGAAAGAAUAGGGCUGGUUAAAGUGCACACUUGUUCUGUGUUCCCUUAUGGGUGCUGGAAGGAGUCUUCCCUCAGUGGGAUACUUGAAAAAAAACUAAUCUUUUGGCCAGAUAAAGUGGGAAAUGAGAAACAAACUCCCAGUGUGGGAUCCUCUGCUUGGGGUCACACACUGCUGGGUACUUAGGACUCAGAAACCAACAUGGCACAGGGGCUGCCUUCCCAGCCCUGGCUCUCUGGAGGACACCAAUCCCCUUGUGACCUCUUCCGUGGGAUGGCAGGGUCUGCUCACUCUUGGCUUGCUCAAGCCUGAAAGAGACAGGAGGCAGGAGGGGUCAGUAUUCACUUCCAUCCCCAGUGCUACAUCCAGGCCAUGUCCCCUACAUCUCCUCCUUGAGGUUCACUCCAUCUCAUUCCUUCACUCCUAUCUGCUUGGUCACAGUGGCCUAUUAACCUAUUGGUCACGCCCAUCUUUCAACCUGACCUGCUGUUCCCUUCUCUAUCCCACCCACAGGAUAUGCUUGAGAUAAGAUAAUAAUCCUUUACUAAUUAACUAACUAACAAGUCCCUCCUCACCUAUUCCUCCUCUCUACUUGGGGUCCCCUUCCACUCUGGGAUUUGUCACAAAUUGGCUGCACUCCUUUCUGACAUUCUCCUCUCCACCUACUUCUGCUUAGCCUUUCUGUUCCUUCUCUCCCUCGCUUUCAUUUCCCCUACUUUUCAAACAAAUCAGGACCUUGGGUCUCUAAGCCUCUUCUUCUUCUCUCUUCCUGUCAACCUUGGCUGGUGUCACCUCCUUCCCUCAGCCUACCCUCCAUGAUCCACCACCACAACUCAACUUCGCUUUUAUCUUUUCUUGACCCACACCUGUUUUGUA